Messenger RNA from Hylaeus volcanicus, 1931 nucleotides. RefSeq lists its product as uncharacterized. The coding region runs from base 1185 to 1931 and encodes 248 amino acids. The record is from RefSeq and is a predicted model, not a curated record. NCBI's taxonomy places the organism in Eukaryota, Metazoa, Arthropoda, Insecta, Hymenoptera, Colletidae. The transcript has 3 exons.
AAAGUAGCACAAUAAAAUAUUGACACUACGGUCAAUCCUAUAAGUACUCGUACCUUUUAUGUCUAUCGAAGACAUUUGUCUAAAUUAAUUGAUAGGUUUGAUGUUUCCAAAUUAAUUCUUUAUUAUAAAUAUGUACAUGUGUGAAGUCUAUUUAUGUACGUAUUUAUAAUGAAUCCCUCGUGUAAUGGUUACUUCAUCAUUAACUUAGAUUAGCGAGUUAGGUCUCCCGAGUUCUCACCUUUUCAUUCAUAAAUUACCCAACUCGGCACAAAUAUGCAAACGUCUAAUCACACAUUUUCGCCAAUUAGUAUCAUUUCUGUACUCGUAUAAAGACUCGAAGACUGUUCGACGACUAAGAGCGCCGAGGAAACGCCGGUCUAAUCUCCUCUAGCUGAGAUCCACGCGAGGCCCACUCUUAUCGGAAACGUGUGAAUCAGGAAUCCGUGUUCCAGCGAUCCACGAAGGCUUCGAUCCGUGACGACGGGUCUCCGUGGAUCCCGAAGACGGCCGAAUAUAUUUGGAUUUCGAAGUUUUCAAGGGUUUUCUUUCCGUUAAAAAAAAAAAAUAUGUUUAAAUAUUCAAUUUGAAAAAUUGUAUUUUGGCCACGAAAUACCGCUCUCCAGACCACCGUGGCGACGGGAGCGCAUCUUCUACCGAUUUCCCACUCUCCCUCCCCCCUAGCGGUCGUUCCGAGACGAUGUCCAGUCGUGAGCGUGGCCGCGCGCACGGAGAGGGCUCGUUCGGGACCACGGGCCCGCUCUCGGGCCCCAAAGGAGAGGAGAGAAACGGAGGACCAGCGACGCGAGCGUGCGAAGGCGCGUCAACGGGAGAGACGAGCGCGCGACAGAGAAACACGGUGACGACUCGGCCAGGUGGAGGAGAGCCAAUAGCUCUCCACGGGUUGUAACCCAGCGGCUGGGAGGGGGCAGAGGGGGGCCCACGGGUCGGUGGGGGCCAUCAAAAUUUCAAAAACGUACGCGGGCUCCUUUCGCGACGAGGAUAAAAGGCAGCAAUCGUGAUUCUUUCGGUCAGUGUCGAUACGAUCGCCGCAGUUGUUCGAGUUCACGGUGCGCAAGGCCGAUUCCGUUCGAAGGGAGUCCGCGAGAAAGUCGAGAGAGUACAUCACCAUACCGUUGGCCCCCCCCCCCCCCCCCACACUUUUCGUUGGUGUAACAGAAACGAAGAUGUUCAAGUACGUGGUAUUAGCUGCGCUCCUCGCCGGGUCCGUUCUCGCCGCCCCCGCGUCCCAGGAUCCGUCCGUCCAGCCCUCGAUCCUCGAGGAGGCACUGGACGUCUACGCGUCGUGCUCCAGCGAGGAGAGUCUCGCGGUGUGCUUGAAACUGAAGGCCCUCCGCUUCGUGGACAGGGCGGCACGGUCGGCGGACAUCGACGUCGUCGACGGGUUCAAGAUCGUGCAGACUGACGAGGCUAAGAGCAGUCGAGCUGACAACGCCAGGUCGUUAAACGACAUCGAAAGUAGCCUGCCAACCGAGGUCGAGGCCAAGGAGGCUGCCAUCAACGAUGCCCUCCUCGACAGGACCGCCAAGUUCCUUUCUACCCAUACCGUGGAGUUGAGUCUCCCCGAAGAAGUCUCGCGAUCGUUCGAAGAAGCCCGUGGCAAAAAGAAGAAGAUAGUGAAAUCCCUGCUUCCGAUCCUCCUGCUGCUGAAGCUGAAAGCCGCCGCCCUCAUCCCCAUCGCUCUCGGCGCCUUGGCCCUCCUAGCCCUGAAGGCUCUCGUAAUCGGCAAGAUCGCGCUGGUGAUCAGCGCCAUCAUCGCCCUGCAGAAGCUCUUCGCCAACAAGCACCAGAGCUACGAGGUCGUCGCCCACCCUGUCCACUCUUACGGCCAUGAAGAACACCACGAUCACCACGGCUGGGCGAGGUCUGCCGGCUCUGACCUCGCGUACAACGCGUACAAGCCGUCCGAAUAA